This is a messenger RNA of Entrophospora candida, 1272 nucleotides long. The record is from the annotation of a GenBank genome assembly. Lineage: Eukaryota; Fungi; Glomeromycota; Glomeromycetes; Entrophosporales; Entrophosporaceae.
AUGUCGGAUCCAAUAGCAAAUGACACAGAACAUAUUACAUAUUCGAUAACUGAUGAACAAGGGAAGGUUGCUCUCCUGUUAAUGUUGAUUGAAAGUUCAGCAUCAUUGAUUGCAACUACAUUCGGAAUUUCAGUAUUUUUUUAUAUAAGAUAUGCAUAUCCCCGAUUAGUCGAUAGAGUUACAUUUCGACUUGCAUUGGGUACAAUAGUAUCAGACUUUGGUAUUGCUGGAGCUCAAUUAAUCGGUUCGAUGUUUGCAUCCCCAACCGGCCCAGCAUGUACAAUCGCUAUCUGGGGAACUGUAUUUUUUAGUCUUGUAUCAAUUUUUUUGCCUACCUGUAUUGCUCUGAAUCUGCAAAUAGUGUUCAUUCAUGGGUACAGGGGUAGACUUAAAUUAGAAAUGUUUUAUUUCGUAGGUUCGCUCGCUUUAGCCUCAAUUCUAUCAUUAAUUCCGUUCGCCGAUAACAUGUAUGGUUGGGAUGAACCCGAAGCUAUGUGCUGGUUCCGUGACUCGGGUACAAAAUUGAGUAUUACAUGGCAAUGGGCAUCAUUCUAUAUCUGGGAGAUACUUUGUAUAUUAUAUUGUUUAAUAACAUUGAUUUGUGUUGCGGUGAAAUUAUACAAGAAUCAAUCAGUAAACGCCAAUAUUAGUGGUCAAACAGCAACAAGCAAACACGAUAAGAAUGUUUUAAGGAAUAAGGCCAUUAUAUCAUUAGUGGUUAAAAAGGUUAUAUGGUAUCCUGUUGUGCCUAUAAUAACUCAGUUACCAAAUUUUUUAGUUGAAACUGAUAUUUAUGUUAACCAGAGGAUCAAUUAUGUAUUUUUAAUACUGUCUAUUACCAAUGCAUUUCAAGGUUUUCUCAAUACCAUAGUAUUUAUGCAAGAUAUCGCGGUUUCUAGAGCUUAUAGCUUAACGAAAUUAAAAUGGUGGUAUAAUCACGUUAAUAAAUAUGAAGAGUCAUAUCCCCAUUUAUCACGUAAUAAAGCAAUAGAUUCGGCUGAUCAUGAAGUAAAAGAUGAACAGCAGAAACAAAGUCAGCAGCAACCUUCUUUUGGCGAAAAAUUACGAUAUAAUUUGUUAACCUUAUUGUUUAGUAAACCAAAAGGAGAUGAAAUAUUGAUUGAAUAUGAUCAAUAUAUGACGGUAAAAGAUGACGAGGAAUUGUUGUCAACAACGCAAACAAUGAAUGAUAAAAAUGAUGGUGAUGCAAAGGUAAAGGAUGAUGAGGGUACUCUGGGUCAACUUAAUAAAAAUGUUUUAUGCAAAAUGUAA